This is a messenger RNA of Bufo gargarizans (Asiatic toad), 21963 nucleotides long. It is a transcript of the gene KMT2D, whose product is annotated as lysine methyltransferase 2D. Bases 1068 to 19346 code for a protein of 6092 amino acids. The transcript is spliced from 54 exons. NCBI's taxonomy places the organism in Eukaryota, Metazoa, Chordata, Amphibia, Anura, Bufonidae. The record is from RefSeq and is a predicted model, not a curated record. Gene Ontology annotation, biological process: signal transduction; positive regulation of transcription by RNA polymerase II. Gene Ontology annotation, cellular component: nucleus; MLL3/4 complex. Gene Ontology annotation, molecular function: transcription coactivator activity; histone binding; histone H3K4 methyltransferase activity.
CCUCACUGCCCAGCUGGUCUCCCCCAUGGUUUGGUCUGCUAUUUGAGGGGGUCUGCGGUGAAGGAGGGCAGUCCUGUGUUAGCCCACCCUCAAGCAGCUAGCUAUAUGGUAUGGAUUUACAUGGUGACUACUACAACUCCCAGUGGACUGGUCAGCUCCAGGAAGUGCAGCUCUGGCGCCAUAGAAGAGGGGACCUGUGGGAAAGCUGGGUGACAGGGGGAGCGGGAAGUCCAAUAGUAGGGCGGCUGACGGCCUCGUAUAAGCGGUCUCCGUGCUGUCUGUGGAGAGGACAUGUUGUCUUUGUGACAUUAGGCUGCCGUACCUGUAGCCCAGGUACAUACCGGCCAUAGCCCGUCAGGCUGUACCUGUGUACAGUCCUCCUGCUCCGCUCCGUGUUACUGUUAUUAUUAUUGUCGCCCCCACCCGCCCACCAUUUUCAGACGGACCCCCCUUUCCGUUCCCCACGUGCUUUCUCCCACUAGAGUCCGGCAGUGAAGCGGUUAAGCCCGCGGCGGAAGCAUCCUGUGCGGAGCCGCGUCACCGCACAGUCACAUCCCGAGCGGUCGCACGUAUUCCUCCUCCGCUGCCGCAGCUCUAAUAAAGACCCGGUGCUGGAACAGAGCAACGAAAUCCGGCAACCGGAUACACCGACAAAGACAUUGGCUCCGCCCCCUGCUGCCGCCUUCCCCCUGCUUCCGGACUGUUUCCCCUGUGUGAGCCGGGAGGGGGCGGCCUGCGGCCUGAGCGCUACGAUCGGGGGACAUCCCGGCUCGACUGGACUAUUUUAUCUCCGGGCAAGGAAAAUGGCGACUGGAUUUUGAGCUCGGCGACUGAGAACUGGGAGGUGGAUAACUGCAGGAAGCGAGCGACGAGGAAGAGGGGAGAUCGGGACGGCAGAGCCGGGGCAUGGAGUAGAGAAGGCCGGGGAGGCCGUAGCCGCAGACUGGGGCGCCUUGCUUCCCCUCUGCCCCCAAACUCCCGGGCGCAGUAUCGGGUGAGGGGUGAGAUGCUGCCCCGGCCACUGUAGAGGUCGCCCUAAAAGGGAUAGUCAGAGUUUUUGGCCAGGGAUGGAUGAUCAGAAACCAUCCAGCGAGGACAAAGAAUCUGAAGCGUCAGCUGAUGAAAAUGCCUCUGAUGUGGCCUGUGAAGCGGAAGCAGAUGAGCCCAGUAAUCCAUCGCCAACUGCAGGUGUUGUAGGUGAUGGCACUGUCGUGGGCACGCCAUGUAGCAGGCGCUGUGCUCUCUGCAACUGUGGAGAAUGGAGUCCACAGGGACAGCGGGAACUCCUACGGUUUGAUCCUUCUCCAGGCCGCCCACAACUGGAUUCUGCUCUGUGUCGGGUACAAGAGAUCGGCACAGAGUACUUGGAUCCUUCUAUCAUUGGGUUUGCGGAGUCCGUGUUACCAGAGGAGCUCUUUGAACCUUCAGGUCACUGCUGGGUUCACUACUGGUGUGCGUCUUGGUCAUGUGGAGUCCAGAAUGUGGAAGGAACUGGACUGACUAAUGUGGACAUAGCUGUAUUCUCAGGGAUAUCACAGAAAUGUGAAUACUGUAAACGGAUGGGUGCUACCAUUCAGUGCCACUCGAAAGGGUGUCUGCGCCGAUAUCAUUUUCCAUGCGCUGCUGCGAGUGGAUCCUUCCAGUCGAUGAAGACCUUAAAAUUGUUGUGCACAGAGCAUGUGGCAGAAGCGCCUGGAAUGGAUGACUCGUGUUGCAUGCUAUGUAACAAGCCCGGUGAUCUCACAGACCUCCUGUUCUGCACCAGUUGUGGACUGCACUAUCAUGGUUCCUGUCUGGACAUUACCGUAACCCCAUUGAAGCGCUCUGGCUGGCAGUGUCAUGAGUGUAAAGUGUGCCAAAGUUGCAGAAAACCUGGCAAGGACUCGGUGAUUGUGUGUAAUGCUUGUGACAAAGGAUAUCACGCUUUCUGUCUGAAACCUGCCACUGAGGAUCUGCCUGCAGGCUCAUGGAAAUGCAAGAAUUGCCGCGUCUGUCGAAUCUGUGGCUCUCACACAGCACAGUUGGAGCCUGGGAGUCCAUGGUAUGAGAAUUUCUCUGUGUGCAAGAAAUGCCAAGAGCAGCGAUGCAUGGCGGAGCCCUGUGUUCAGUGUAAUCAGCCUGGCUCCUUGGAGAACAUGAACCAGUGCCCCAAAUGCUUAAAGUUCCAUCAUUCACAUUGUGCACAGAGAGGUGACUCGCUGGCGCACAGCACGAGCUGUCCAUCAUGUAGCAAACAGCAGGCCGCCGUACAGAAGAAAGAUGAAGAGGACAAGAGUGUUGAGAUCCCGAAUACAGCCCUCUCAGAAUGUGAAGCCAAACCACUAGAAGUUUCAACAAUUGAUGAAGAUGGGCUUGGUUCUUCAGACAACGAAGCUGCUGAGGCUCCAGAGAUUCUUCCCAACACCCCCCCGCUGCCAAUCGAGUCCAGAAGUCCUCCUCCUUUGGAAGCAGAACCAUCACACCAGGAGAGGACAUUUGACCCAUGUGCACCACUUGAGGAGGCUCCUGUUCUAGUCACAGUGGAAGAUGAAGAUAUGGAAGUUGAUGAAGAAGGCACAGAAUUCAUCCAUCAUCAGAAACAAAUGGUGUCUUCACGUUCACAAAGUUUUUCUCACCAGACAUCAUCAUUUAUACCUUCAACUCCAGAUAGGACUCGGGCAAAUGCCUCUGCAGAUGAGGACACACAACCUAUGGACUCGCUGAGCCUAGAGGAUGGAGCCUGCCAGAGUCCUACUAGGACUAAAGAGGACCCUUGCAAUCGUUUAUUUCAGCAACCAUCUGUUUUAGACUCUGAAAUGAUCGUGGACUCUGAUGAGCCUCCUUGUAAGUCUGCAAGAGGAACAUUAAACAAUGACAACAUAAGAGGUCAAGAUGUUGCAGGGGAUUUAUCUGCGGACAAAGUUCAGAUGCCCAUAAGAUGCACUAUCAUCAAGUCAGACAUAGUAAAUGAGAUCUCCAAUCUGAGCCAGGGAGAUACAAGUAGUAGCUUUCAUGGCUAUGAUGCUUUAGGUUCACCUGACCCUGAGGGCGGGUCCCUCUGUAUGGAGAUGUGCUUGCACAAGGAGGAUGGCUCUUUGAGGCUGUGCACAGACUCUAUGCCCGAAACUGAUGACUCUCUCUUAUAUGACCCCUCUAUUGGGAAGUUAGAUGGGGAGAAGUCAAGACGGAAGUGCUCUCCCGGGCGAUCUAGAGUCAAACACGGUCGAAGCAGCAGCUUUCCUGGAAGGCGACGACCCCGUGGAGGUAGUAGCGCUGGUAGCAGGGGCAGAGGAAGAUCAAGAUUAAAGUCUACGACCUCUUCCAUUGAGACUUUGCCGAUGGUAGAUCCUGAAGGCUCUCCAGGUAAGGAGGAGGAGGAAGAGGAGGAUGAUACCAUGCAGAACACCGUGGUGCUCUUUUCCAACACAGACAAAUUUGUGCUCAUGCAGGAUAUGUGUGUUGUUUGUGGCAGCUUUGGACGUGGCUCAGAGGGGCAUCUUCUAGCAUGUUCCCAGUGUUCGCAGUGCUAUCACCCCUACUGUGUAAACAGUAAGAUUUCAAAGGUGAUGCUGCUUAAGGGCUGGCGAUGUGUGGAGUGCAUAGUUUGUGAAGUGUGUGGUAAGGCCACAGACCCAUCUCGCUUGCUGCUUUGUGAUGACUGUGACAUCAGUUACCACACGUAUUGCCUCGACCCUCCUCUGCACACUGUACCCAAGGGCGGUUGGAAAUGCAAAUGGUGCGUUUGCUGCAUGCAGUGCGGAUCGAUUAGCCCAGGAUUCCACUCAGAAUGGCAGAACAAUUAUACACAUUGUGCGCCUUGUGCUAGUUUGGUCUGCUGCCCUGUUUGCCGCCUCAACUAUAUGGAGGAGGAUCUUUUGAUACAGUGUCAAAACUGUGAGAGGUGGUUGCACGCAGUUUGCGAGAACCUGUUUACGGAAGAGGAGGUAGAGGAAGCAGCAGAUGAAGGCUUUCAUUGCACGUCCUGUCAACCGUUCAUCAUAAAACCAGUUGUUCCAAUAAUCCUUCCGCCAAGUCCAGUUAAGGUGAAAGAACCAGAGCCUCAAUAUUUCCGUUUUGAGGGAGUUUGGUUGACCGAGGCAGGUAUGGCCUUGUUGCGCAGCCUCACGUUAUCGCCUCUUCAGAAAAAGAAACCAAGGCGUUCCCGAGUGAGUACUGGAGGAGAGAUUUUCUUGGAUGGCCCAGAACAUGGUGCAUGUGAUGACAGGAAGGACGGAGAUGCAGAGUGUGAUGAUCCCAAAGCAGAUGGUGGCAAUAAUGAACCCAUGGAGUGUGAAAUUAAGAUAGAACCUCCAGGUACCCCUGAGCGUGAAGCCGGAGGAGAAGUGGAGGUUGUCAAAGGUGGUGAAGAUGCAGAUGAUGUCAAGAAAAAGAAAAGAAAACCAUAUAGGCCAGGAAUUGGUGGCUUUAUGAUCAGACAGAGGAAAACUCACACUCGGUCGAGGAAGGGACACGCAGCAUUUUUGGAGGCCUUUCGUGAAGACCAGAACCGAGAUAUUCACCAAGAGGAUGCCCCUCCAGAGACUCCUGCAGAAGGUGGCCAAGAACCUGGGACAACAGAGACGGAGGAGAAGAAGAAACGACGAGGCAGAAAAAAGAGCAAACUUGAGGAUAUGUUCCCAGCAUACUUGCAGGAAGCGUUUUUUGGCAAGGAGUUGAUGGAACUCAGCAAACAAGCGCUUCUUGCUGCUCGUCCAGUGCAACAAAAGGUGAAAGGUGCGCAGAGUAUACCAUGUCCUGCCUCUGGAACAGCUCCAACCUCGCAGUUGCCCCAACAAAACACAGCAGAGACUAUGGCUGCCUCUAGUUCUGCAUUACCUCAUGAAGAUUCUGAUAGCAAUGAAACAAAGCUCGAAAAUUCAGAGGUUGCGUCAGAGACCGGGGCCCUGAGUGUUGCUGAUGCCCACACUGCAGAGAGAAUUCCGAUGCCUCUGCCAGAGGGAGCCCUCGGCUCGGAUCUGGAUAAAAUCUCCACGGAGGAGAUCCCCAAAAUGGAAAGUACAGACAUUCAGCAGCUUCUAAAGGAUGUGCUUGGUACCCCUGAGUGUGAACAGUCUGUUAACAGGCCAGCUGGAAGGAUCGAGGGCCACAUGGCAACUGGAUCUGUAAUUCAGGGUCCCAGACCCUUUCUUCAAAGCAUUGCAGGUGCUUCCCUGUCUUCUAAUGUUCAGGUGGAUCCUUUUUCUCAGUCUGGCUUCUUGGACUCCAGAAGUGGUCUGUUCAGUCCUGAGCACUGUGACACGGAUAGCUCGCUGACCACAGCCUCCACCCCCACUACACCCACCACAGAGGGAGAAAACGAUGGUCUUUCCUACAACCAACGUAGCUUGCAACGCUGGGAAAAAGAUGAGGAGUUAGGGGAGCUCUCCACCAUAUCUCCCGUCCUUUACGCAAAUAAAAAUUUCCCUAACCUUAGGAAGGACUAUCCAGACUGGACGACUCGAUGCAAGCAGAUCAUGAAACUGUGGAGGAAAGUACCAGCCCAAGACAAAGCUCCUUAUUUGCAAAAGGCCAAAGACAAUCGUGCAGCACAUCGUAUAAACAAGGUACAGAAGCAGGCUGAAAGUCAAAUCAACAAGCAGUCCAAAGUAGAAGGAGUACGAAAAGCAGAGCGUCCCGUUCUUCAGCUUCAAAUUCCUAUGCAUCCUGGUUCACAGUCUGGAGCAAGCCAUGACUAUCGCGGUACAGCUUCAACAGGACAGGAUGUCUACAUAUCUAGUGGCUCUGCAAUGUCUACCUCCUCAGACUUGUUUCUAAAACCUUCUUCAGCAGGCACUCCUGGAGCAGAGUCAUCUGCUGACAUGUUCUUCAAAUUGCCUCCUCAGUCUCCAUCUCAGGAGCCCUUUCCUAGUUCUCCUGCAUAUUCUUUGGACUCCCGAUAUCCGUCUUCCUUGACACAGUCACCAGCCUCUGCUGGGGGUUUUCAGACUCUUUCUGGAGCAGAGCACCAACCUGCACUGAAUACACAGAAUGCUGCUUCAUGUGUGGAAUAUCAGCCUUCGCGUGCAUCCACUCCCCAUCAGCCAGAGUCAUUUGUCAAGCCACGAUAUCCAACCGGAUCUCUCGAUAACCUUUCACUAAUGGGGAGCCCUAGCUCAAGGUCUUUUCAACUAAAUGAGUCCUCCAGCAAAAGCGAAACCAUGCUGUCUCCUACACGUUACAGUGAUACCAAGAGACAGACUGACGGAAUUCUCCUUCAAAUAAAAAAGGAAGAAGUUGGGCUUGGCUCUCCUGGCUUUCCACACAGCACUGGUUCUGAUGGAACACCUGAGAUGAAAUGUGAUGUGUUCAAGGCUCCCCUAACCCCUCGAAUGUCUCAGCUAGAGCCUCACAGUCCAGCUCCAUCACAUAGGGAAACUCAUAUUCAAGCACAAAUGACAUCACCUCAACAUCAUUCAGAAAUGUACAGACAGACUUCAGUAUCUGCAUAUAAUGACCCUUAUUCUCAGCCUCCAUUAACGCCUCGACCUCAGCCCUUAGAAGGUAGCUUGUCAAGUCGGCCCCUGACUUCUGACCCUUUCAACCGUAUUCCAACAAGCCCACAAUCCCAGGGAAGUUCCCAUUCCCCUUUGACCCCUAGACCAUUGUCAACUGAAGCAUUUUGUCCCUCGCCAGUUACACCACGAUUUCAGUCUCCAGACCCAUAUUCCCGUCCACCUUCGCGGCCCCAGUCACGAGAUCCAUUUGCCCCACUUUAUAAACCUCCACGUCCUCAGAUGAUAGAAACUGGUUUUAAACCAACUGCACAACUUUCUCACUCCAAUCCCGUCGGUACAACCUACCAACAGUCUUUAGAUGUUCACCAAAAGGCUCAAGGAGGCCAACAAAGUUUAUUUUCUCGUUCUCCAGGAGCAAAUGUCUAUCAAAAUUCUCAGAAUCAGUUAUGUUUCACUUUUCCUCAUUCCCCUGGAGAUGGUGUCAAAAGCUCUCCCUCCCACCAGCAGCAUUCAACCCCCAUCCAUUCACUGAACAGCCAUUUUACACCAAGCAAGCCACAAAUCUAUACUUCUCCAAACAGCAGUACCCCCUCAUCCUUCCACCCUGCAGGCAGUCCACACUCCUCUGGAAACAGUAACACUUCAGAAGCUUAUGUCCAGUCUCCACUCCGACCUCCUUCAGCUUUACCCCAAGAACCAUCCUAUCAGUCCCCAGCCACUAACCAGCGUGCAGGUCUCAACUCUCCAGCUGAAAAACCCAGAGAAGAUAUUGCUGCUAUUCCAAAUACUCUUGGCAAUGCUGGUAGGGAUGUACCAGAACUACAAGGAACAACUGAUGCUUCUCUAAGCAACCUCAGUCAGUCUGAGCAAGAGAAACAAAGACAGCGCCAAAGGCUAAGAGAACUCCUCAUAAGGCAGCAGAUCCAGAGAAAUACCUUAAGACAGGAAAAGGAAGCUGCUGCAGCAGCUAUGAGUACUUUGCAAACUGGAUGGACUGGAGAACCAAGUGGACAAGGUUAUGAUCAGUCAGGUCGUGUAGUGAUGUAUACUUCACAGCAGGAAAAGGUUGCUGUUGGAGUGAUCACUGCUUCUCCAGGGGCUGCAAAAGUUUCGGGGCAGAUAGUGACAUCCACCCCAUUUCCACAGGAGGAACGUUUGAAUGCUCCUUUGCCUUCUGCAUCUCCUGUUUCUGGUGAUGGCUCUGCCAGACAUUCCACUGAAGGAACACAAGCCUUGUUUCCAAGGGGAUCUUAUUCUGAUCAACAGCAUAUAUGGCAAUCAGCAGUCACAGGGCAAAGGACUUUGGCAUCGGUUCGGUUCCCUGAAGGGAAUAGGCUGCCUUCAACCCCAACAGUGAAUAGUGGAGGUGUAGUUCGCCUGCCAUUUCCUGGUGAUCAGGUCACUGUCGGUGGGGCACCAUAUAUUGAAUUGCGCCAUCAUGGCCAAAAACUACCUGUUGGAGUUCCCUUUUCACCACCUGGCCCUCAGAAUAGGCCUCGCUUCUAUGUUCCAGGGGAAGGUGCCAAUACCUCUGUAAUAACAGGAGUAAUGAGAGGGGAUGGAAAUCCAUUGCAAGUACCUGUAAUGAGAAGUCCUUUAAUGCAGCAUCAAAAAACUUUGCCUCCAUCUCUUGCUCAUGCGGGAGCUGUAGGUGUUUCACAGGUUAUACAAGCAAAAGUUUCAACAGAAAUAACACAACAGCAAGCUAAUGUUUCUCCACAAACCAAUCCACCUGCUGAAAGCUCUAAGGAAGGAUCAGCUCCAAAGGAUCAGCUCCCUGGCCUUGCAAGUGGGAGAGUCCAUUGUGAGGAUCCACCGGAACUAGAUGUUGAUUUUGAUACACAUAAAGACCUGGAAGAUGAUGAUCUGGCUAAUUUAAGCCUUGAUGUUGCUAAAGCUGAUGAUGAUUUGGAUAAUCUUGACAAUCUUGAAACAAAUGACCCUCAUUUAGAUGAUCUUUUAAAUGGAGAUGAAUUUGAUCUUCUUGCUUAUACUGACCCAGAAUUGGACACGGGUGACAAAAAGGACAUCUUCAAUGAACACUUGCGUUUAGUUGAGUCUGCAAAUGAGAAAGCUGAAGAAGAGGCAAUGCUUAAGCUGGAGCCAGAUAUUGUGGAGACUAAAAAUGAAAGCCUUCCAAAAGAGUUGCAAGCUAGUGGAGACUUGACCAAAGAUAGACGGACAGGGGAUAUGAGACUGGAUUUGGGUUCACAUCUUUCUGCUAGUAGCAACACUUCUCAAGUUCCUUCGAGUGAGGAACCAAAGCCGUCUACGUUUACAGAGGAAUUAAAGCCAAAGCUAGAAGAGGGCGACCUGAAGACCAACAACUGUCAAUAUUCUGGUAGCAAUUCCAUUAAUAUUAAAAGUGAAAUGCCUCUAGGCUCCGCAAAAACUUCACUUGGAGCAAGUGUGUUAAAAACAGGAGCUAAUCUUCAUUCGGUGAAUUUAAACUCUGUCCAAACAAUAAACCAGAGUGGACUCCUCUUCCCUAGCAAAGAUUCCUCUACUGCAACUAAUCCAAGUAGCCUAAUCUUGGGAAAAUUUGAGCUGGAUGAAGGAACACUUGGUCUGCAAUCACGCCACUCUCCUGCUGAUGAUCUAGAUAAGAUGGAGAGCUCGCUUGUAGCAAGUGAACUUCCUCUUCUUAUUGAAGACCUUCUUGAACAUGAAAAAAAGGAACAGCAGAAAAAGCAGCUACUGUCUGCACAGCAUUCAGAAAGUGGACAGCCUCACUCAAUGAUUAGUACUGCUAUGCCCAACCAGCCUAGACCUCACCUUCAUCAGGAAAGUCAUCAAGCAAACCUUGUAGGACUGGGAAUUGUGCCUAGGCAUCAGGGGUUAGGUUCUACCCAACAAAUGUUAACUUCGCAACAGCAGAUGCAACAGAGACUUGUUGGUGUGCAAGCCAACUCCACUUUAGAGUCCCCCAUGCAUGUUUCUGCUAACCAGAGUCAUUUGAUUAGUGGUCAGCACAUGUUACAAGCUACUGGACCUCAACAACAGGCUCUCCCUCCCAAGCCAAUCAUGGGGCAACAAAUGGUCAUGAAGCAGCAACCGAUGGUCAUGCCACAGCAGCAGCAGCAGCUGACAAAUAACCUUUUCCCUGACACAGAUCUUGAUAAGUUUGCUGCCGAGGACAUUAUAGAUCCAAUUGCCAAGGCAAAAAUGGUUGCUCUGAAGGGAAUAAAAAAAGUGAUGGCACAAGGUAGCAUUGGCGUCACUCCCGGCAUUAACAGGCAACAGGUAUCUCUCCUUGCUCAAAGGCUUGGAGUUCCAGGAGCCACUGAUUCUACCACCCAAGGUCCUGGUACUGGAACUGCUCAAGAAAAAAAUCCCAUUGAUCACAUGCAGCCACGACCCAAUCCUCCUGCAUUUGUCCAGGGAGUGAUCAAUGAAGCAGACCAGCGUCAGUAUGAAGAAUGGCUUUUCCACACUCAACAGCUCUUGCAAAUGCAACUGAAAGUGUUGGAAGAGCAAAUUGGUGUGCACAGGAAAUCCCGCAAAGCUUUGUGUGCGAAACAAAGAACAGCCAAGAAAGCUGGGAGAGAGUUUCCAGAGGCAGAUGCAGAGAAGUUAAAACUAGUAACUGAACAACAAAGCAAGAUCCAGAAGCAGCUGGACCAGGUUCGUAAACAGCAGAAGGAGCAUACAAACCUGAUGACAGAGUAUAGAAACAAGCAGCAGCAACAACAACAGAACUGUGGCAUCCUUCCUGUUAGUCCAAACCAAAACUCCAGGGUGUUGACCAAAGCACCAGGUUCAAUAGUCAGUGGACACGGUAUACAACCACCAUCAUCUUUGCCACACAACCAGCUUGUCGCACAAGCUGCAAAUCUACGUGGCCUACAGCCAGGUUUAGCCAUGCAAACACAACAUGGUGCUUCUUAUGUGAAGUCACUACCCCAGCAGCAGCAUCAAGCUCAGGGAAAUAAUGCAGUCCUUCCUGGAACCUCUGGCGGUUUUUAUUCAACUCCUCAGGCCCUGCAGGGUCUAACUCCUGAGCAAAGGAUGAUUCAAGAACGUCAACUUCAGCAACAGAGAUUGCAGUUAGUUCAGAAACAGCAGCAGCAACAACAUCAGAAUUUUCCACUUUCCCCUCAGAGCAACUUAUCCCAAGCAAUUUUGACCAAGCAGCAUGGGUUAAUUGGAAACUCGCAUGGACUGGUAGUACAACAAUCUCCCUCCCAAGUUCCUCAGACUGUUAUGGGUCAUCCACAGUCUUCUGCUUUACAGCAUCACACAGCCCAACAAAGACAUAUUUUAAUUGGUCAGCAACCGCAAAGAGUUUUGGGUCCAUCUCCAGUGGCGCAACAAAAUGUUGUAGGGCCUCACCUUGUGUUGUCACAACCUCAGCAAAAUUUGAUUGGCGUGACACAUCUCCAACAGCAGACAGUGUUAAGUCAAGCCGGAAGUACAUUAGGGCAACAGACUGUAACAGGGCAAACCCUGUCUGCAACUUUAAGCCUAUCUGGCCAUCCUCAAAAUAUUCACAUGCAACAAAACAUGAAUAGCAAGGAUGGAGACCUGAGUGAGGGCUCACUACGUCAUGAAAGCACAGAAAUUCAAGGACAGCAACAAGGUGUUCAACAGGCAAAUAGCAGCCCAGGAACACAAGAACCCAUUGAUCAGCGGCCUCUGGAACAGCGGAGUCAUUCAAUUGGCCCCGUGAACCAAGAAACAAAUUUGCAAGCUCCACUCAUGGCAGAGGACAGCCAAAAGUUAAAUCAGUCUUCUGAUCAAGAACAUGCGCUAUAUGAUUCAAGCAGUCCACUGCAGCCAUCUGUAAGACAGCAGCACCAUGGUAUUUUGUCUCCACAACAACCGGGUGUGCAGAGUCUUGGGGCCCAGCUAAGGCCAGAUCAAGUGCAAAACACUACUCUGAAUCCUCUCCAUCAAGAUAACCCUCACACUUCUGCUGCCCCAUCACAGCAACCAAAUCUGGUCCAGGUACAGAGGAUUGUAGGUCAAAGUCCAAUACAGAUGCAGGGUAAUGAACUGGCCAAAGAUAAUUUGGGACAGCACCUACCUAAUACAUUAGGGCAACAGAGACCAUCAGCUCCAUAUGCCUCUAACCUGAUGGCAUUACAAAACACCCAGCUCAUGGCUCACAUAAGAGCUCAGCUUCAGGGAAUUAUUGCAAAGAAUCCACAGUUGCGUCAUUUAACGCCCCAACAGCAGCAGCAAUUACAGGCAAUUCUUAUACAGAGACAUCAGCAAGCUCAGAGCCAAGCUCUUAGACAGGCUACAAGUCAGGAUCCAUUGCAAUCUGCCCAGUCCAAUUCUUCAGGUCCAAAUAGUGCUGCUGGAAAUCAGACAACCCUAGAAGGGUGUUUCCAAGUUCGACAGGGAGUAACUGAACAAGCGCCUUUUGUCGAAGAAAAUUCUACUGCAGCUAUACAGAAUGUUAAACUAGAAACCAUGGUAGAAACACCGCAAGCUUCUGAACUUGAUCAGAACUCCUUGUUAAAAUCUCCAGUGGGUAGAUAUACUAGUCAGCAUCAGGAGACUGCUUCAGGCCAACAAUGUCAGACGACUUCAGGCGUAAGACUUAUGACCCAUCAACCUCCACCUCAGUAUAGAUUGCCUCAGCAAGUAUCAUCAGCUCACCAACAGGCACUACAGUAUCAAAUGCAGCAGCAAGCACAUCAGCAGCUGCAGCAGCCUCAGCAAAAUCAGCAGGUGCAGUUGGGGCAGACACAACAGGGUCAGUCUGUUCAGCUGCCACAAGCCCAGCAAAUACAGCAGGUGCAGGCACAACAGAUACCACAAGUACAACAAAUUCAGUUACAACAGCCUCUUCAAAGUCAACAACAGCUGCAGCAAAUGCAACAGUCCAAACAGCAAGUACAGCAGUUGUCUCAGCCUCAGCUAGUACAACAUCAAAUACAGCAGGUACCACAACAGCUCCAGCAAGCACGGCAGCAGCAACUGCAUGUGACUCAGCAACAACUACAUCAAAAGCAAAUUACGCAAGUGCAACAACAUCAGUUGCAAGCACAGCCAUUGCAGCAAACAGCUAUGCCGCAGCAGGCCCAGGCUCUGCAACAGACACCACAACAACAGUUAAACUUGGCUCAACAGCAACAAUUGACUCAGCAGUUACAGCACCUGCAGCAACAGCUACAGCAGUUACAGCAGACUCGGCAGCAGCUUCAACAAUUACAGCAGUCUCCUCAGCAACUCCAGCAGUUGCAGCUGGUACAGCAACAGCUGCAGCAAACACAACAGCAACUACAACAGUUGCAAAAACAACUGCAGCAAACGCAACAGCAGCGUCAGUCUGUCCAGCAGUUGCACCAAAUUCAACAGGUGAUGCAUACUCAGCAGCAGCAACAAAUCAGCCAGUUGACACAGCAGCAGCUCCAACAACUGCAGCAAGCUCAACAGAAACAGCAAGUCCAACAGUUACAGCAGUCUCAGCAGCAACUUCAUCAGUUGCAGCAGGCUCCACAACAACAACAGCAGCAGUUGCAGCAGGCUCCACAACAACAACAGCAGCAGCAGUUGCAGCAGGCUCCACAACAACAGCAGACUCAGCAGCACCUCCAGCAGUUGCAGCAGACUCCGCAGUUGCAGCAGACUCAACAGCAGCUCCAGCAGUUGCAGCAGGCCCAGCUGCAGCAGGCGCAACAACAGCAGCAGCUGCAGCAGGCACAACAACAACAACAGCUGCAGCAGGCACAACAACAGCAGCUGCAGCAGGCACAACAACAGCAGCUGCAGCAGGCACAACAACAGCAGCAGCUGCAGCAGGCGCAACAACAGCAGCAGGCACAACAGCAGCUGCAGCAGGCCCAGCAGCAACAACAGCUGCAGCAGGCCCAGCAGCUGCAGCAGGCCCAGCAGCAACAGCAGCUGCAGCAGGCCCAGCAGCAACUACAGCAGCAGGCUCAGCAACAGCAGCUUCAGCUGCAUCCAACACAACAGCUCCAGCAGCAGUUGCAUCCAACACAACAGCUCCAGCAGCAGUUGCAUCCAACACAGCAACAGCUCCAGCAGUUGCAUCCAACACAGCAGUUGCAGCAGCCUUCACAACAGCAGUUGCAGCAGACUCAGCAGCAGCCUUCACAACAGCAGUUGCAGCAGACUCAGCAGCAGCCUUCACAACAGCAGUUGCAGCAGACUCAGCAGCAGCCUUUGCAACAACAGCAGCUCCAGCAGUUGCAGCAGCCCCAGCAAUUGCAGCAGCCUUUGCAACAGCAGCAGACGCAGCAGCCUUUGCAACAGCAGCAGCUGCAGCAGUCGCAGCAGCCUUUGCAACAGCAGCAGCUCCAGCAGUUGCAGCAGACUCAGCAGCAGCUCCAGCAGUUGCAGCAGACUCAGCAGUUGCAGCAGCCUUUGCAACAGCAGCAGCUUCAGCAAUUGCAGCAGCAGCCUUUGCAACAGCAGCAGCUCCAGCAGUUGCAGCAGCAGCCUUUGCAACAGCAGCUCCAGCAGUUGCAGCAGGCUCAGCAACAGCAGCAGACUCAGCAGCAGUUGCAGCAGACUCAGCAGCAGUUGCAGCAGACUCAGCAGCAGUUGCAGCAGCCUUCACAACAGAUGCCACAGACACAGCAACAGAUGCAGCAAACUCAACAACAACUCCAGCAGUUGCAGCAAAGCCAACAACAUCAGAAUCAGCAUCGGGCACAGCAGCAUCUUCAACUACAGCAGGCACAGCAACUUCAGCAGUUGCAACAGUCACAACAGCAACAGUUUCCUCAGCUGCAGCAGUCGCCACAGACGCAGCAACAUCAGUUGCAAAAUGUCCAAGUGCAACUCCAACAGCAAGCUCAUCAACUGCCUCAAACACAGCAGCUGCAACUUUUGCAACAGGCACAGCAACAGCAGAUACAGCUGUUACAAUCACAGCAACAGCUGCAUCAUUUGCAGCAAAAACAGCAACAGCUGCAGACAGUUCAACAAACACAGUCAUCUGUAGAGACCCAGCAACAAUUACAGCAGAUACAGCAACAGUUACAGCAAACACAGCAGCAUCAACAGAUGCAGUUGUUACAGACACAACACCAGAUUUUGCAGCAAACACAGUUAACAAAACAGCAAGUGAAGCAGUCACAGGGGCCGCAUGCGCAGCAGACAGCGUCUCAGGUACAACAACAUUUACACAUUAGUCAAGCAAGAGUCCAACAAUCACCACAAAUGGAAAACUUAAAUCAACAAAAUGAAGUACACCAGAGCCAGAGUGGAUCACCAUCGCUUAGCCAUCCUCAAAUGCCACAAAAACCAGAACAGGAGAAGCAGGAAUCUUCACAUCCUGGGAACCCAGAGACAAAUGAACACAUUGACCAAUCUCAGGAUUCAAAAGAGACUGAUCAAGCUACCCACCAAAAGGAACCCAUUCUGACGCAGCAGACUCAGUCGGUACAGCUGCAAGCAGGUCAACAGUCAUUAUCCUCUUUCCAAGUGAUGCCACAGCAGGGUCCUGCUCAGCCACACUUGCAGCAAAUUCACCAGACACAGCAAGUUCUCCAGCAGACGCAACACAUGAGUUCUCAGUCACAAGCAGUGCAGCAAGGUCAUCAGCCGCAAACCUUGCCCAAUCAAACCUCUCAAGUGUUGCAGCCGUGUCCGCAAGUGCAGCCAACCAAUCUGCAACAGCAAAUGCAGCCCAACAGAAAUAAAGCACAAAUGCAGCUGCAGCAGCUGCAACAUGUGCAAGUAGCUCAGCAAAUCCAACGUAUGCCCACACAAAAUUCACAACUGAUUCAGCAGAUGGCGCAUCAACAUAACCAAAUACAACAGAUACAGUUAAAACAAAUGCAUCAGAAACAAGCUGUUCAGAUACACCUGCAACAAACCCAACCGCAGACGGCCACCCAGCAAUCCUUUGAAGCAAAAACUCAGUUGGCGCAAAAUUUAGCUCCGAUGCCGCAACAGAAUAUCCAACAGCAGUCGCCUCAGGUUCAGCUGCAGCAGAUGUCACUAUUAAAACAGAGUCCCUUGCAGCAUCACAAACAGCUUCAACCUCAUCAGAUUCAGCAAGUGCAGCAAAUUCUGCAGCUGAAGCAACAAAUGCUCAAUCAGCCACCACAGAAACAGCUUCAGCUACAACAGCAGCUUCAGAUGCAUAUACAGCAAUUGCGCCAGCAACAAGCGCAGCUGCAGCUGGGGACUCUACAGGAACCAAAGAAAGAGACUCCUGAAACCUCGUGUCCUUUUACUGCGGCAACCUCACAAAUGGAAAGUCAAAACGCAUCCGUCAGUGAGCAUGGAAAUGCUACAGAGUCUGGUGGGGAUCCAAAGGCUGCCCAACACAACUUGACACAAAGAUCGACAGAAGACUCUGAGUUACCAGCUACUACCACAGUUGACUUUGCUCAGGGUGAGAAAACUGCUGACGUUCACAAUUCUGAUAAUGCAUCAGAUGAGCCACUAAAUCCGGUAGAGGGAUCAAAAGACAUUGAAGCUGUUGUUGAGGUUGGUAGCAAGUCUUGCCCCAAUGAAUCUGGAGAACCUUCCUCCCAGGAGGAGGGCAUGAAGGUAGAUGAGACUGUUCAAGACGACAAAACUGGUCCUGUUGAUUCUCUUGAGAAUGGAGAAGGGGUUCAGGUAUCCAAGCUUACUGAAGGGUCUAUGGAUGAGAGUGUUUUUGGCAGCGAGGACAUAAAACGUGAGGCAAAUAGUGAGCCACAAAGUAUUGCAGCCAAAGGAGAAGCCGGACAUCUCCUCCUGCAGAAACUGCUGCGUGCAAAGACGGUGCAGCUUGCAUCACAGCGCUCCUCCGAUGGCAUUCAUGCGGACAUAAAUGGGCACAUUGACAAUAAGUUGACUGUUCUGGAGCAGAAACUACAAACUACACCUUGUAUUAAAGAGGACAUCUGUUCAAAAAAGACUGUACCCAAACCAAAACGGGCGCAGAAAACCAACGAGAAGGUACCAAACUCCCGCAAAAAGAUUCGCAGGGAGGACAGCCUAAAAUCACCAGAAGCGAUUGUGAAACAGCUCAAGCAGGAGCUUUCUCUGUUGCCUCUGAUGGAGCCUUCAAUUACAGCAAACUUCAGCCUGUUUGCUCCGUUUGGCAGCAGCACACCAGUUAAUGGGAAAAGCCCACUUAAAGGAUCAUUCGGCAGCGGUGCUCUGGAGAGUAUCCCAGAUUACUACACUCAGCUACUCAGCAAGAACAACCUCAGUAAUCCACCUACACCUCCUUCAUCCUUGCCUCCAACUCCACCUCCUUCCGUACAGCAGAAAAUGGUAAAUGGUGUAACAGCGGCUGAAGAUCUGAAUGAAGCGAAGAAGGAAUCUGAAAGCAGUGCAGAGGCAGAAGUUAAAAAAGGUACAGAUGAACGGAGCUUGGACCUUUUGGCUGCCCUUCCUACUCCCCCACACAACCAAAGCGAGGAUGUCAGAAUGGAGAGUGAUGAGGAAAGUGAUUCUCCUGAUAGCAUUGUUCCUGCGUCCUCCCCAGAGAGUAUUCUUGGGGAGGAUACACAGCGCUUUCCUUCAUUGUGUGAUGUCAAAGAUGAGGAGGAAGAGAGAGCCUUGUCUCCAGUCAUACCGCUCAUUCCUCGUUGUCCUAUACCAGCAUUUCCAGAUGUGAAACCUGCAGAAACCUCGGAGUCUGCUGAUAAAACCAUUUUAAAUGUUCCUGAAGGAACGGUAUCGUGGGAUAAAACGAAGGGCAGUGAGGUGUCUGUCAUGUUAACAUUAUCUGCAGCAGCAGCAAAGAAUUUGAAUGGUGUCGUUACCGCAGUAGCUGGUUUGCUGAGCAUCAAGCUACCAAAUUCUUAUGAAGUUCUUUUCCCUGAGAGUGGUCUAAAAAGUAAUGUCGAAAUAAAGAAACGUUUGGACCCCUCCACAGAAGGUGACACCAGUGACAAGGACAAAUCUGAACCGGCAAAACUGGAGAAUAGCACUGACUGGCUCAAGCAGCUCGAUGCAGUACUUCCCGGUUACACACUGAAGAAUGAGCUGGACAUUAUUACUCUUCUAACACAGGAGGAGACUGAUGUAGAGAAGACGGUAAAUCAUUGUUAUGUUAAUAAUGUGUCCAAUCUGGAUGUUCGCCAACUUCCUGUGUUACCUGAAGAAACGUCUCCUCCUCCCUCUCCAUUUUCACCUUCACCUGCUAGUCCUGUUGAACCUCCUGCUCCUGAACCAGAACCAGUUCCCACUCCUAUACUGUGCCCUCUGCCUCCAACUCAGUCACCAAUUAAUGAGGAAUCUAUAGAAGCAGCCAAAAUUAAGCAAAGGGCGCGCCCCUCUGAGGAAAAUUCGGAAGAAUCCCGGCCAAAAAUGAAGAAGUGGAAAGGUGUUCGUUGGAAGAGACUGCACAUCUUAAUCACUUUCCAAAAAAUCGGCUCGCGGAAUUGCGAGAAGGAGAUUUGCGAGGUAAUAGAAAGACUUGGCACUACUCUAAAGCCUGACACCUUGCCUCCUGAUCUCCGAAAGUGUUGCUUUUGUCAUGAGGAGGGCGAUGGACCUACUGAUGGACCUGCACGGCUUCUUAACCUGGAUCUUGAUCUCUGGGUUCACCUUAACUGUGCUUUAUGGUCUACAGAGGUAUAUGAGACCCAAGGGGGUGCUCUGAUUAAUGUGGAAGUGGCACUGCAUCGGGGGUUGCUUACAAAGUGCACCCUGUGCCAGAAAACAGGUGCCACGAAUAGCUGCAACCGCAUACGCUGCCCAAAUGUCUAUCACUUUGCCUGUGCCAUCCGUGCCAAGUGCAUGUUUUUCAAAGACAAGACGAUGCUUUGUCCAGUGCACAAGUUAAAAGGGCCUUGCGAGCAAGAACUGAGUUGCUUUGCAGUCUUCCGGCGAGUAUAUAUUGAACGUGAUGAAGUCAGUCAAAUUGCCAGUAUCAUUCAGCGUGGGGACCGUAUCCACAUGUUCAGAGUUGGAGGACUUGUUUUUCAUGCCAUUGGCCAGCUUCUGCCUCAUCAAAUACAAGACUUUCACAGCGUCACUGCCUUAUAUCCAGUGGGAUAUGAGGCCACAAGAAUAUACUGGAGUAUGAGACAUAGUCAUCGUCGCUGUUCGUAUCGCUGUAGAGUGUGUGAUAACAAUGGUCAGCCAGAAUUCACUGUUCAAGUUAUUGAAUAUGGUUAUGAGGAUGUGGUGCUGAGAGACUCCUCUCCCCAAGCUCUUUGGAAUCGCGUUGCGGAGCCUGUUGCACGCAUGAGGAGAGAAACUGGAAUGCUUCGCCUUUUCCCAGAGUAUCUGAAAGGGGAGGAUAUGUUUGGACUGACACUGCACGCGGUGCUGCGCAUCGCCGAGUCUUUACCUGGAGUAGAGAACUGUCAGAACUAUCUCUUCCGGUAUGGUCGACAUCCUUUAAUGGAGCUGCCGCUUAUGAUUAACCCAACUGGCUGUGCCAGGUCAGAGCCCAAGAUUAUGACCCACUAUAAACGGCCUCACACGCUUAAUAGCACUAGUAUGUCCAAAGCCUAUCAGAGCACCUUUACAGGGGAGACCAAUACACCUUACAGCAAGCAGUUUGUGCACUCAAAGUCAUCCCAGUACCGCAGGCUAAAGACUGAGUGGAAGAACAAUGUGUAUCUGGCUCGUUCUCGAAUUCAAGGACUAGGGCUAUAUGCUGCCAAAGAUCUGGAGAAGCACACCAUGGUAAUAGAAUACAUUGGCACUAUCAUAAGAAAUGAAGUUGCAAACCGUCGAGAGAAAAUCUAUGAAGAGCAGAAUCGGGGAAUCUACAUGUUCCGAAUUAAUAAUGAGCACGUGAUCGAUGCCACUUUGACUGGUGGUCCUGCUAGGUACAUCAACCAUUCCUGUGCCCCUAACUGUGUUGCUGAGGUAGUCACGUUUGACAGAGAAGACAAAAUCAUCAUCAUCUCUAGUCGUAGGAUACCAAAAGGCGAGGAGCUCACCUAUGACUACCAGUUUGACUUUGAAGAUGAUCAGCACAAGAUUCCAUGUCACUGUGGGGCAUGGAACUGCCGCAAAUGGAUGAAUUGAAAGCGGGGAAAAUUCAACUGCCUCCAGUCAUCUUCAGUGUGCCCUUCCUUUGGAAAGCCUAGGAGCCAAGCGUAGAACAUGUGUCUCUACCAUCACUUCAUGACAACUUUUGAAGCCUUCCUGGCAACAGUUACCCAAGCUUAAUGCCUCCUGAUAAUGGAAGGUGUGGUGGUGUCACCAUGUCUGAAGGCUUUUACUGUAGUGGACGGAAGAAACUGCAAGAGAAAGCUCUUCUGCAGAGAACAUUCCCUAAACACUCUAGCCGGGCAUAUGUUUCGUGUAGCACCACUUUCUUUCUCCAAGUAAGAAAUGCUCCAACUAGGAAGGAAGUUUUAGUUUUUUAUCGCUUUUGAAUUUUUUUUUUCCUAAAUAAUAAUUUUGCGUUCUCUUGAAUGCAUAAAACGGAGAAAAAAAAGAAAAAAUAAGUCACUAGUUAACAAAGCAGUUUGACAAUCCUAAAUCUACAGGACCCUCCGAGCGCAAAAGAGAGCACAUAAGACUGCAGAAAAAAGAGCACAGGAGAUGCUUUCAUUGAGCGCAAGAGACAGUCCCUCGACUGUUACCGGUCACAGCUACCCAAUCCCAGAGGCACCUGGCCAGCACCUACCUCAUCUGCCUGUCGGAUACUAAUGUGUAUAUGUGACACUCCCACGGCAAUCUAAAAUAGAUAGCACCUCAUAAACAUGGACACAGCUCUUAUGAUGGGACUGUAAAUGCAAACAUAAACCACCCAUCCUCAGACGGUCAUGAAUUUUGUUUUAAACAUUUUUUUUUUCAUUUUUUUAUUUUUGACCUCCCCCAACUGAAGCUUUGUGACCUGCUCCCUAGCCAUACAAUAUGGCUCAGAGCGGGUAGGAGUGCACUAAGGAUUGUGUUUUCUGCUAACUGCCUGCUUGUGGUCUGUCCUAAAGCAAUCCAUUUUCUGCCCUAUUCUGUGCCUGAAAUCUCGCCCCCCUCUACACAGUACAUGGGACGCGAGGUAGUAGAAACACCCAGAAUUUGGGAUGGGGUGGAGUAAGCUGCUAUUCACGGCAGCCGACGUGAGUGAGCGAUUGACUGUUUACCUUGGUUUAUAUUCUCUCAGCAAUCUGUGCUUCACGAUGCUCAGCAAUCACAGUAUUUCUCUAAAGACCCUCUGAAGAAAGACAAAAAAUAGGAUAUUAGUAUAUUUUGAUGCAACGGGCUUUCCUUCGAUUCUGGUUUUAGAAAUGCACUGCUGUCUUUCCCAAACACGCUUUUUAUUUCUUUUCUUCACCUGCGGUAUUCUUCUCUCCGGCCUGUAAUUCAUAUCCUGAUUAUUCUUAUUUUUUAGCACAGUACAUGGGGUGGGAAUAGGUGAAGGGGGGUGUUAUUUAUUUGUACAUGUAAUUAUAUUUAUGUAUUACAGCCUUGUGAGGGAAGUACAGGGUCCUUUUCUACGACUGGCAUGGUGUCCUAGAUCUUUGCGUACGCUACACGCUUUGUGAUCAAUGAUCCUACUCUGUUAGAAGGGUGAAGUACAGCGACGUCGCAGUCCUUGGCAGUGUAGGUCACAAUCCUCUGGCUUCCAUACUGGUUUCUGAAUAUCUAUGUUACUGCUUCCCGCCCCCUGAGCAGAGAGUAAUCCUUCACCCACUUCUGCCCUGCCAACCUACCAUGGCUGUACCGUACCCCUCCCCCCACCGCAGCGAUGGCCAUUUACGUUCAGAGCGCACAGAGGAAUCAGUGGCGAUCAGCAUCCAAGGGCAUUUAAAAAUCGAAGCUAGUGUGAAUAUGAUAGAAAAUUAAGUGCUGUUGCUUUUUAACACAAAGCUGCUUCCACAACUGUUUAAAAGCUGCAAAAUUGUACAAAAUUAAAGAGAAAUGUAAAUAAACCAUAGACAAAAAGAAAAAGACAUAAAAAAUUAAAUGUUGUGCAUAGUCGGACACCGUAUUAUUGAGAAACCACUGGACACUAUGAAAAGCCUGAAAAUAUGAAAUGAAAUUUACCCUUUCAUUUUAAUCCCCCCCUCCUCUUUUUUUUAAACAAUAAAUUUGGAAAGAGCAUCGACCUUUUCGUCGGAAACUGACGGGCCAUCCCUGUCAGACUCUAGAGCUAUUAGCUUAUUCUAGAUACGACCUAUUGUAAUGUAGCUUUUAGGUAAACCCUAUACAGUUUUUAUUUUUUUUAUAUAAAUCUAUAUAUAUAUAUAAACUAUAAUCCAAACCCAUGCUUGAAAUACUUGAUUUCGUCCCCCUCCCCCCUGCUUGUAUAAACACUUUCAUUUGCCGUGUUUUAUUGGGGGUUUUAUUUGAUCUCCAUCUGCAAGUAUGUUUUUCAUCAGUGUUUUUCUUUCCAUUUUUUAUUUUUAUUUUUUGUUGUUUUUGCGACGAGAUUCCAUAGGGAGCUGUAAUUUGUGCGGUGCAGGAUUCUGUACAGAAGAUUUGUCCUUCGUAGAAAAAAAAAAAAAACAUAAAAUUAUUCCUUUUUUUUUUUUAAGAAAAAAAAAAGAAAAUAAAAACUUGUACGUGGCAUGUUUUGUAUUGAAUAUAAUUUUGAAAUGUAUAUAAUUUAUGUGAGAGAGGCAAGUAAGAAAAGCUUAAUUGCUUCUUUUUGGUUUGUUUUUAAAGGACAAAUAAAAAUGCAUUUUAAAUACUU